Molecule: messenger RNA, 1889 nt
Organism: Nannospalax galili (Upper Galilee mountains blind mole rat)
Lineage: Eukaryota; Metazoa; Chordata; Mammalia; Rodentia; Spalacidae
Gene: Hhatl
Product: hedgehog acyltransferase like
Exons: 12
Coding region: 277-1791 (504 amino acids)
Biological process (GO): negative regulation of N-terminal protein palmitoylation
Cellular component (GO): endoplasmic reticulum
Molecular function (GO): acyltransferase activity
Source: RefSeq, a predicted model, not a curated record
GCCAGCAGCACUGCAGCUCUCGGCUCUGCUCCACAACGCUCUGCUCUGCUCCAGGAAGGCCACCUCCUCCUGCCCUCCUUCUCCCCCUCCUCCUCCUGCUGUCACCACUCACCGAUCAAGCCUGCAGGGGGUGGGGACCCCAGAGCUGGACACACCCCACUGUGGCCCCACAGCUCAACCAGCCGGACAGACUCACGGUCAGACACAGGACCCCGGAGCCCCGAGGUGGGCAGUGUGCCAGGGUCCCUCGCAACUUCUUCAAGCCCUGUGCAGGCUAUGGGCAUCAAGACAACACUGCCAGUGGUUGAGCUCGGUCUCUACUCCCUGGUGCUGAGUGGGGCCCUGGCCUAUGCUGGCAGGAGUCUCCUGGAGGCAUCACAAGAUGGGGCCCACAGGAAGACCUUUCGGGAGUCUGUACGACCUGGCUGGGAGUACCUAGGCCGGAAGAUGGAUGUGGCUGACUUCGAGUGGGUGAUGUGGUUCACCAACUUCCGCAACAUCAUCAUCUUUGCUCUCUCGGGACAUGUGCUGUUUGCCAAACUGUGCACAAUGGUGGCCCCCCAGCUCCGCUCUUGGAUGUAUGCUGUGUAUGGAGUCCUGGCUGUGCUGGGUACCAUGGGCCCAUGGUACCUGAUACUGCUGCUUGGUCACUGUGUGGGCCUCUAUGUGGCCUCACUCUUGGGCCAGCCCUGGCUCUGUCUCACCCUUGGUCUGGCCAGCCUGGCCUCCUUCAAGAUGGACCCCCUGAUCUCUUGGCAGAGCGGGUUUGUAACAGGCACUUUUGAUCUUCAAGACGUGCUGUUUCAUGGGGGCAGCAGCUUCACGGUGUUACGGUGCACCAGCUUUGCUCUGGAGAGCUGUGCCCACCCUGACCGCCGCUACUCCCUAGCUGACCUGCUCAAGUACAACUUCUACCUGCCUUUUUUCUUCUUCGGACCCAUCAUGACCUUUGAUCGCUUCCAUGCUCAGGUGAGCGAGGAGCCAGUGAGGCCAGAAGGAGAGUUGUGGCGCAUCCAGGCCCAGGCAGGCCUGAGUGCAGUGGCCAUCGUAGCUGUGGACAUCUUCUUCCAUUUCUUCUACAUCCUUACCAUCCCCAGCGACCUCAAGUUUGCCAGCCGUCUCCCAGACAGCGCCCUCGCUGGCCUGGCCUAUUCAAACCUCGUAUAUGACUGGGUGAAGGCAGCAGUCCUCUUUGGUGUUGUCAACACUGUAGCACGCCUGGACCAUCUGGACCCACCUCAGCCUCCCAAAUGCAUCACUGCUCUCUAUGUCUUUGGGGAAACGCACUUUGACCGUGGCAUCAAUGACUGGCUUUGCAAAUAUGUAUAUGAUCACAUUGGUGGGGAUCACUCCUCCGUGAUCCCAGAGCUGGCAGCCUCUGUGGCCACAUUUGUUGUCACCACUCUGUGGCUUGGGCCCUGUGACAUUGUCUACCUGUGGUCAGUCCUUAACUGCUUUGGCCUCAACUUUGAGCUCUGGGUGCAGAAGUUGGCAGAGUGUGGGCUGCUGGCACAAAUUGAGGCCCGAUUGUCAGAGCAGAUGUCUCGUAGGGUCCGGGCCCUCUUUGGGGCCAUAAACUUUUGGGCCAUCAUCAUGUACAACCUUGUGAGCCUGAACAGCCUUGAGUUCACGGAGCUCGUUGCUCGACGCUUGCUUCUUACAGGCUUCCCCCAGACCACAAUGGCUGUCCUGUUUGUCACCUACUGUGGUGUUCAACUGGUAAAGGAGCGUGAGCGAACCCUGGCACUUGAAGAGGAUGAACAGAGCAAGGACAAAGAGAAGCCGGAGUAAGGAGAGGAGCAGAGUGCUGGGUUCUACUCUGUUGCCUUUGGGCCCCAGACCCAGGUCAUGGGGCCCGACCAAUAGAAUAAAAGACUUUUCUACCAUAG